Molecule: messenger RNA, 1683 nt
Organism: Symbiodinium sp. CCMP2592
Lineage: Eukaryota; Dinophyceae; Suessiales; Symbiodiniaceae
Source: the annotation of a GenBank genome assembly
AUGCUGGAAAUGAUGCCUCCAGAUGCCAAGAAGAAGCUGCAGGAGCAGUUUGGCCCGCUGGCUGUUCGUGAAGUCCCCAAGUUCCACAUCCAGUUUCCAAAGCAGUGUGGUCUGCCGGUAUCGGAUCCUGGAUGCAGAAGGCAAUGCCAACAGCUGCUGCAAGAAGCCUAUGCCAAUGCGCUGACCUGUCCAUGGAUGUCCGAAUGGGCGAUGCAGACCGGUGAAAUGCAGUUUGACGAAGCCUCCCUGGUGAAGCGCUACAAUGGGCUCCUGGGAGCGGAGUGGCAUGCGAAGCACCCACAUCUGAAGCCAGGAAGCAUCAUCAGGGCACGUGAAGAGAUGGAGAAGCAGCGGUACUCGGAGCUCAUUCGCACGAGCUUCUGCAACCAUGCUUGCAGGCGGGAGAUCCUUCACAAAGGCACGACGCACGUGGCCGUUGGCUUCAACGACCUCGGGCUUCUGUUGUCCUGCGAGAUGCGGGAUGAGCCUUCGAAGAACAUGCUGGGGCCAUUGCGCUUCAUCGGCUUGGAUGCCAGCGCAUACUCCGUGGCCAAGACCAAGGUAGUUGCAGAGAUGCUGAAGCGCGACAUACCACUGAACCACGUUCUCCAGGUGUGGUUCUCCUCCACCUGCAGCAAAGCAGCUGCGCGAAACUUUGCCGACGCGGCAAAGGCCGUGGCCAGAAACGUUGACCAUCAGCAAGUGAAGUCCUUCCUAUCCCACUGGGUCGCUUGCGCAAAUGUGCCGCUGCUCGAAGCCCGCAAACUGUGGCUGGCGACAAGAGAAGGCCGCAAUGGAACGGACAUCACAUCAAUGAAGCGGGAGAAGGACCAGCUUCGGAUGUGCCAGUACUUCCUCACGGGGGACGUUUUCGAUUCAGAGCAACCUGAAGUGGGAAAUCCCUCGAUGUGGUCGGUGCCGGAUGGUUCGCCGCCAAUCGCGCGGGGCGAGAGCGCUUUCAAUGCCGUUGAUGUUGAUGAUUUGGUUGAAGGGCCGAAGAAGGAUAACAUCGCGAAGUGUUUGGUGAAGGUGCUGCUGCAAAGGCUACAGCGUCUGCGCGAAUCGAUACAGAAGGGCCUCAUCAGAGUCGAGCUGCUGUGUGAGUUUGUUGAAGCAGAUGCCCCUAUUGCAAAGUGGAUUGCCGAGCAACGGCCAUGGACAAUGUCAUGGUCGAAUGUGUUGGACUACAUGGCGCCCGCCCAUUUCCACAAGUUGGCAAGGGACUGCUCAGUUCACGGGGAUACCGUACACUAUGCCUACUCCAUGAACUGGAUUGCAGAAGUAGUUGGCACCUGCAUCCUGGAUUACGCUGACCUUGGGCAGCGCAAGCAAAUUAUCGAGGCAGCUCACCAAACCUUGGAUGAGACAUCCAGGAUAGCUCCUGCCGGAAGGUUGUUGCUGCUCCCGCCUCACGACAGCCCACUGAAUACUACCGGCUAUCUGCUGUCCAUGGCGCUGCAUAAGCAAUGGACGAAGUAUUUUUUCGACCCGAAAUUCACUGGCCGCGAAGUGCAAGUGCAAGUUGGAGUCGCAUCUUUGCAGACGUACAACCCAUUGGCGACCAAUCCGACCACUCUCUCACUCACCUGGACCUACGAUGGCAGUAUUCAGCUGCAGGGUACAGCAGGGUCGAGUUUCGCAGACGACCCCUUCGAUUCGUUGCCUGACUGCCCGGUCAGCUGA